GCAGUCCAGCUCUCGCCUCCAGACUUCACACAACGAUGAAGGUACCUGGCAGCUGUCAUACUUGGAAUAUGUGAUUUCGUAGCUUCACAUAUGCAUGAAAACAGUUACUCUGGUGCUCAGUGUGGCGGCGGUGGUGACGGCUCGAGCGGCCCCUCAGGGAUAUGGAGUCCCAGGGACUGGCGGGUCCGGGGGCCAGUACUCCUCUGCCCCAGCUAACUACAACUUCCAGUGGGACGUUGACGACGCUGUUUCAGGCAACUUCUACGGCCACGGGGAACAAGCAACCGACGGAAACGUCCAGGGCAGUUACUACGUACAGCUGCCAGAUACCCGCCGCCAGCUGGUGGAGUACACCGCUGACGAUUCCGGCUACCACCCCGUCGUCACCUACGAAGGUCAGGCCCAGUUUGGUGGCGGCGGCGGCGGCAAGGGGUCUUCUGGAUCAAGUGGAGGCUACUCCUACAGUGGUGGCAGCGGCGGCGGCAGCAGCGGCGGUGGCGGCCAGGGGUCUUCAGCACCAGCUGGAGGCUACUAUCCCUAGCAAGGAGCUCUUUACGCUUAAACUUUG
Procambarus clarkii (red swamp crayfish) is the source of this 568-nucleotide messenger RNA. The record is from RefSeq and is a predicted model, not a curated record. NCBI's taxonomy places the organism in Eukaryota, Metazoa, Arthropoda, Malacostraca, Decapoda, Cambaridae.